AUGCAGCCCGACGAAUGUUUGGAUUCUCUGGAACAGCUCGGCCUUCGAUGUUGGGAUAGGGAUAUUCUGAAAAUUGUCUUUACUGGCCAUACACACAAUACACAAUACCGUCGGUGCCAUGUGGCCAAUGCUGAACGGGAGAGAGACUUUCAAUACAAGUCUCUCCCCAGACCGCCCCCACGGGAGUCUGCGUCAAGACGACUUGGACAAUGUUGUGACGGGGGUAUUUUGCAUGCCAAAGACAUGGAACGAACGAACGAAUCUUGA
Pochonia chlamydosporia 170 is the source of this 267-nucleotide messenger RNA. RefSeq lists its product as hypothetical. Lineage: Eukaryota; Fungi; Ascomycota; Sordariomycetes; Hypocreales; Clavicipitaceae. The transcript has a single exon. The record is from RefSeq and is a predicted model, not a curated record. Bases 1 to 267 code for a protein of 88 amino acids.